Messenger RNA from Telopea speciosissima, 1488 nucleotides. RefSeq names its product very-long-chain aldehyde decarbonylase GL1-9-like. Bases 364 to 1137 code for a protein of 257 amino acids. Gene Ontology annotation, biological process: lipid biosynthetic process. The transcript is spliced from 2 exons. The record is from RefSeq and is a predicted model, not a curated record. NCBI's taxonomy places the organism in Eukaryota, Viridiplantae, Streptophyta, Magnoliopsida, Proteales, Proteaceae. Gene Ontology annotation, molecular function: oxidoreductase activity; iron ion binding.
ACAAAAAUCCCUCAUUUUGUAAGUCUUUUUUUCGUAUCCGGAAUUCCUUUAUUGGGUUUUUAGACAUCCUUAUCGAGCCGGAGAUCUGUAAGUUACAACCCGAUUUUUGGCGAGUAAUCGCGUUCAAAAUCAAAUUUGAGGAAAAUAUUGGUUUGGGUUCCUGGUUGUUGUUUGAUUCUUUCUUUUUUCCGAAGGUUUUCCUUUGUUUUGAGCUAAUCAAUUACGCCCAUGGGUUUAUUUCAGAUCGUAGUCCACAAUGUAUUUUCGAGUUUUUGAUUUACUCUGAAACUUCUUGGCUUAUUUAAAACUUUUUUUUUUUUUUUUGGAGGGGGGAUUCUUUUGCUUCUAUCAAUUUUCUCAAAGAUGGUUUUCUGGGAAGGUUAUUUGAGUGAUGAAGCGAUGGGCACCUUCGCACCGAUCGUAGUUUAUUGGGUGUACGCUGGAAUUUAUCAGCUAUUACCACCUUUGGACCAUUACCGUUUGCAUACCAGAAGAGAGGAAGAAGAGAAGAACUCGGUGCCCUUACCAAAAGUAAUUAAGGGUGUUUUGCUGCAACAACUCGUUCAGGCCACCGUCGCCCACACACUCUUCUUGUUGACCUCAAAGCCGAGUUCGUCUGGGAUAACUGUUCAGCCUUCACUUCUUGUUCAACUUGUGCAGAUCUUUGUUGCAAUGCUGGUCAUGGAUGCAUGGCAAUACUUUGUGCAUCGAUACAUGCACUAUAACAAGUUUCUCUACCGCACUGUUCACUCGCAACAUCAUAGGUUGGUUGUCCCUUAUGCAAUUGGAGCCCUUUAUAACCAUCCGCUUGAAGGUCUCCUGCUUGACACUUUUGGAGGAGCCAUCUCCUUCCUGGUAUCGGGAAUGACCGCACGGACUGCUGUGAUCUUCUUCUGCUUUGCUGUUAUCAAAACUGUUGAUGAUCACUGUGGACUCUGGCUACCUGGAAACAUCUUCCAUCUUGUCUUUCAGAAUAACACUGCUUACCACGACAUUCACCAUCAACUUCAAGGUUUGAAAUAUAAUUAUUCUCAGCCAUUCUUUCCAAUUUGGGAUAAAAUUCUUGGUACCCACAUGCCUUACAAUCUAAUAAGGCGACCGGAAGGAGGUUUUGAAGCAAGGGCAGUGAAAGACUAGUGCAGAUCAUUGACCAAUGUAACAUUUCAGGAACUGCGGUGGGAGCUGGUAAACCUCCUCUGCUUGACCCAAUUCCAGAAACAAAAAAGCUGAACCAUGAUAAGAGGUAGUGUAAGUUUCAACUGUUAUGCGGCUUAGAGUUUUGGUAGGAGGUGGGAUUGGUAAUUGGAAUUCGAUUAGUUCAUUCCUUUGCAUAAGACACUAUCUUCUUGUGAAGUGUGUAUGAGAGAGCUUCACCAGGCAACCCAUGGAGGUGUACCUUUGAGCUGUUUUGUGUAGUAUAUUGUUUAUGUUGCAGAUCUUCAUGUAGUGGUUGAUGUAUUUAACGUUGGAUUUCUAUUUAUUGUGUCA